AUGCGCACCCUCCACGACGCGAUCCUUGUCGGGAUUGGGACGGCGCUCAACGACGACCCCCAGCUGAACAGUGAGUCUUCCGGCCCAAUUGGUUCGCCGCUGGCCCUCAUCGUGGACGUUUGCUCGCCCCACCACAUCUCCAUCGGACGGGCCCGCCGCGCCGUGAAUUCCAUGCACCUACCACACCUUUCGGUCCCCAACACUGUCCUUCCUGUCGCGCUCGCGAACCACCCCCAUACCCCGAGCAGCCCGCCAUCUCCCCGCACUCCCCACAACUUCCCGCGCAAGUAUCGCCUUCCCCGUCCCGUCAUCCUCGACACCCGCGCGCGCACUUCGCCGGACUGCAAGCUCCUCAAGAACUACCGGGCCGGAACGGGCCGGCGUCCAUGGAUCCGAAAAGCCGCGUUGGACAGGGCAGGCGCAUGCCUCGUCGAGGUCCCCGCCGACCGCGAGUCCGGGACGAUCGGCGUCCCCGUGCUGCUCGAGGCGCUCGGGAAGCUCGGAGUGCGUUCCGUCAUGGUCGAGGGCGGCGCGCGGGUCAUCCGCUCGUUCGUGCGCGCCGCGCGCGGGGGCCCCGGCGCGGUCGACGCGCUCGUCGUCACCGUCGCGCCGCGGAUCGUGGGGGACGCGGGCGUGGGCUACGGCGGCGGCCUGCGCGCGGACGACCUGCCGACGCUCGAGCCCGUGCGGACGGCGGUGUUCGGGCCUGACGCCGUGGUCGCCAUGCGCGCGCGCUGA
Epithele typhae is the source of this 738-nucleotide messenger RNA. RefSeq names its product dihydrofolate reductase. Lineage: Eukaryota; Fungi; Basidiomycota; Agaricomycetes; Polyporales; Epitheliaceae. Gene Ontology annotation, molecular function: 5-amino-6-(5-phosphoribosylamino)uracil reductase activity. The transcript is spliced from 4 exons. Gene Ontology annotation, biological process: riboflavin biosynthetic process. The record is from RefSeq and is a predicted model, not a curated record. The coding region runs from base 1 to 738 and encodes 245 amino acids.